Doryrhamphus excisus (bluestripe pipefish) is the source of this 3867-nucleotide messenger RNA. RefSeq names its product sestrin 1 (gene sesn1). NCBI's taxonomy places the organism in Eukaryota, Metazoa, Chordata, Actinopteri, Syngnathiformes, Syngnathidae. The record is from RefSeq and is a predicted model, not a curated record. Gene Ontology annotation, molecular function: L-leucine binding; oxidoreductase activity, acting on peroxide as acceptor. Gene Ontology annotation, cellular component: nucleus. Gene Ontology annotation, biological process: positive regulation of macroautophagy; cellular response to L-leucine; regulation of response to reactive oxygen species.
GAUGACUGCUAUCAAUCAUUUGUUUACCAUGUAGUUGCUGCCUUCUCCUGAUAUUACUGUGAGCGGAGGUAGACUGGCUACUGUUGUCUGUGAAAGGUGUCCCGUUGCAAAGACCAGUUCCGAAGAAUGUGAAUAAACUUUGUUGUACAUCAACAACACAACAUCAGUCCCAUAUCAAAAGAUGGAAGCGCAAGACCAGGAGUCUCUGACCAGGUGGGAUGGGCUGGGCAGCCGCGACAUCAGCUCGAGGACGGCCGCCAUGGAGUACAUCCGCCAGGACGUCAUGAGGAAAGUCGAAGCUAUCGGGCCGAUACCACCUUCGUCGCCCUCUCCAGCACCGUCCGAGUGCCUCUGCAGCGACCUGAACAUCAUACUGGCCCAUCUGCUCAUGCUCACCAAACGGUGCCCUUUUGAAGAUGUGAAGGAGAGAUGCGUUCGACUUUUACAGGCCGUCCAGGAUUUAGGAAUAAGGAUCCCAAGACCUCUGGGGAACGGACCUAGUAGAUUUAUCCCUGAAAAAGAGAUUCUCCAAGUCAGUAAAGUGGACACCAGGACACAGUCGAUAUUUGAGGAUGCGUUCGCCGCCCUCGGUCGCCUUGACAACAUCUCCCUGGUGAUGGGCUUCCACCCGCAGUACCUGGAGAGCUUCCUGCGGACGCAGCACUACCUGCUACAGAUGGACGGGCCGCUGUCGCUGCACUACCGCCACUAUAUCGGCAUCAUGGCGGCGGCUCGACACCAGUGCUCGUACUUGGUCAAUCUCCACGUGAAUGACUUCCUCCAAGUCGGAGGAGACCCCAAGUGGCUCAACGGGUUGGAUGAAGCCCCGCAGAAGCUGCAGCAGCUGGGAGAGAUCAACAAAAUCCUGGCCCACCGUCCUUGGCUGCUCACCAAGGAGCACAUCGAGGGUCUCCUGAAGGCAGAGGAGCACAGCUGGUCCCUGGCCGAGCUCAUCCACGCCGUGGUCCUCCUCACACACUACCACUCCCUGGCCUCCUUCACUUUCGGCUGCGGCAUCAUGCCAGAGAUCCACUGCGACGGCGGCCAUACCUUCAGACCACCCUCCCUUAGCCAGUACUGCGUGUGUGACAUCGCUAACGGAAACAACCACGGCAAUCACCAUGACAGUCUUGGCAGCCAGGAGAUGUGCAGCGAGGUGGAGGUGCUGAUGGAGCGCAUGAAGCAGCUGCAGGAGUGCCGUGACGAUGAGGAAGCCAGCCAGGAGGAGAUGGCCACUCGCUUUGAGCGUGAGAAGACCGAGAGCAUGCUGGUGGUCACGGCCGAGGACGAGGAGUGGGUGCCCUCCAGGGACAUCUCCCGACACUUUGAGGACCCCAGCUACGGCUACAAGGACUUCUACAGGAGGGGGGAGCACGUGCCCACUUUCAGAGUGCAGGACUACAGCUGGGAGGACCACGGCUUCUCCUUGGUGAACAGGCUGUAUCCCGAUGUGGGUCAGAUGCUGGAUGAGAAGUUUCAAAUGGCGUACAACUUGACCUAUAACACCAUGGCCACACACAAAGACGUGGACACCAGCAUGCUGCGCAGGGCCAUCUGGAACUACAUCCACUGCAUGUUCGGAAUCAGGUAUGACGACUACGACUACGGCGAGAUCAACCAGCUGCUGGACCGUAGCUUUAAGAUCUACAUCAAGACUAUGGUGUGCAGUCCCGAGAAGACCACCAAACGAAUGUAUGAGAGCUUCUGGAGGCAGUUUCAGCACUCAGAGAAGGUCCACGUUAAUCUGCUUCUUAUGGAAGCGCGAAUGCAAGCAGAACUGUUAUACGCUCUGAGAGCCAUCACUCGCUACAUGACAUGAAGUGCUUUCAGCAUUUUUUUUGUCUUUUUUUAUAUAUAGUUUUUAUUACAUGCCAUUUCUCAAUGUGAGACAUUUCAUGAAAUCAUGUUGGUAAGGGUUUGCUCGAUGGAGAAGAUGGAUGCUGAGAAGAUCAGAACAAAAACUUGUCACAGGCACAGUUUUGUUUUUUUUUGCCUGCAGUGCCAAAAGUGUCCAACAGAGGGCAUCCUGGAUGUCAGGCACCCAAGUAUUGAGUAUUCCAGCAUGCGCCACCCUCUUCCACCUGACUGAAGACCCUUCUAGGAAAAAAAAAAAAGCUGUGCAGCCACAACCCGUCUGCACUGUUAAUACUGUUAUUAGUUUCUUUUUGAUAUCUUGUUUGAGGAUGCGGUCGUCGUGGUAACAGGCGACGGGACGCAUCACAUUUGGGCCACCGUACGUGUGCCUGAACGAUCCAGCGCAGUGUUCAUAUGCUGCAGUGUGCUGAUGCUGCUGCUCCCCUGAAUUGUAUUCAGCGGGAAGGGAGGGGGUCAUAUUGACCCGCCCCCCACCCCAAAAUUACCUCCCCAACUCUCAGUCAUAGUCCCUAUCCAUUUGCAAUCCACUGCAUUAACCCCAUUCCCCUCUUAUCCCAAAUGUCUGUGUAAGCUAAUUCAAGGAGUGUGUGGAGACUCAAAGAACACUGAGCCCUUUUUGAGUUAACCGUGUGUAUGUGAAAGAGAGAGAGUGUGUGUGAGAGCGAGAGAAGGUAGCUUUUUGAAUUUCAUGUGUCAUAAAAAAAAAAAGGCAAGGCGCUUUGAAGGAGACUUCUUGCUUCUGCUGUAGCUCUAUUGUGAUAACUGUUUGUUUUUUGUCAAUAUCUUUAUUUUUCUGGCAAGGGGGCAGGGCAGGGCUUCUUGCCCCAGCGACACACACACACACACAAUGCUAGCUGUCUUCCGUGUUAUCCCAGCUGCCUGGUCACACUCGAGGGUGUGAAUUUUACCAGUAAAAGAAAUACCUCUUCUGUUUUUCUCCAAAGUGCUCUUUGGUGAGCGCAGACUGAUUUUUAAAAAUAUACAUAUUUUUUCCUUUUCUCCCCGGGCUGCCAUUGUUCCGAUUGCAGUCGCUUUGGAACGUGAAAGGAUGUAGCUGUGCUUAUUAAGCUUAACUAGUGCAGAAGCAGCUUUUUUUUGUAAAAAAAAAAAAACAAAAAAAUAAGUGUUGUUUUGUUCACUAAAACAAGUACUGCAUUUUUUUUUUUAGGGUGGAUUAAGAGAGAUAAACGUUUCGAUGGGGUGGUGACGACAAAAGAAUGGUACCUUUGGAAGUUGUUGGAGGAAAAAGAGUGGAGAGUUUUUGUUUUCCAAACUUCUGACUGAUGUCAGUUACUGACACUUUUUAUAUGAAAAUAUAUGAAAAAUUUACAAAAAAAAUAAAUUUAUGAUAUUGAAUUGUGUAUCAUUUGUAGCGUAAAGUUGUUUGGUUGAAUCAUCAGUGAGGAUUGUGCAAGAAAGCGCACUAAAUGAGGUUCACAUUGUUAUGGAAAGUGGAAAUGGGAUAUGUCCAUGCAAAACGGGGGAUCGCACUAUUCUCACUGAGCUUCGGCUAGUGUUGAGUUCAAGUGUCGGUCAGCUGGAUAACCAUGUGACUCAUCCCAUCUCCUCUGCCCCCGUGGCAUGAUCCAGGUCAAAGUUUGAGGUGCAAGUGGAACAGCUUACUGUUUCUCAUGCACCUCACACGGAGGGGGGGUGGAAUCACAUUUCUCUAUGUGAGAGAGCCAAAUUAAACAUUUUGUGUUACGACAUCAUCACCAGCACAAUCACUACCCCCAAAACUGCCUUCACUCACAUCUCAUUUAUAGGAUUACAAAGCAAACAACCUCAACAUCAGCUCAUAUUUCAUAUCAACCCACUGAAUUGUUUGUUCAUGAGAUGUAAAGAGUGUUUUAAGGUUUGUACACAAAGUGCCGUUCCUGAUUUGUUUUGAUGUAAUGUGACUGAAAUGCUGUACUUUUAGAGGCUACUUGUAAGCACUGCCUGGGCCCCAUGUCUGUGUACUAAUAAUAAAGGUUUUCCAGAGGCUAAACA